CCAGAUAGGAGUCUCUGAGUCCCGCUGCCUGUGGUUUGCCCUCCGGACAGUAGGGGGCGAGCGUCUUCUGCAGGAAGACGGAAGUGUACGCAUGAUUGAGGGACCGUACUCCCAGGCUGCCUCGUGAUAACUGCGCAGGCGCGAGGUGCUGGUCUUUUUCGAAGAACUGGCAAGAUGGCGGAAGUGGAGCAGAAGAAGAAGCGAACCUUCCGCAAGUUUACCUACCGCGGUGUGGAUCUCGACCAGCUCCUGGACAUGUCCUAUGAACAGCUGAUGCAGCUCUACAGUGCACGGCAGCGACGGCGGCUGAACCGAGGCCUGCGGCGGAAGCAGCACUCACUGCUGAAGCGCCUGCGCAAGGCCAAGAAGGAGGCACCACCCAUGGAGAAGCCAGAGGUGGUGAAGACACACCUUCGGGACAUGAUCAUUCUGCCUGAGAUGGUGGGCAGCAUGGUGGGCGUCUACAAUGGCAAGACCUUCAACCAGGUGGAGAUCAAGCCUGAGAUGAUCGGCCACUACCUGGGCGAGUUCUCCAUCACCUAUAAGCCCGUGAAGCAUGGCCGGCCUGGCAUCGGGGCCACCCACUCUUCCCGAUUCAUCCCCCUCAAGUAGCCACCUGGCCAAUAAAGGCUCUACUGUCCCCA
Molecule: messenger RNA, 644 nt
Organism: Heterocephalus glaber (naked mole-rat)
Lineage: Eukaryota; Metazoa; Chordata; Mammalia; Rodentia; Bathyergidae
Gene: Rps15
Product: ribosomal protein S15
Biological process (GO): translation; ribosomal small subunit assembly
Cellular component (GO): cytosolic small ribosomal subunit; ribosome
Molecular function (GO): structural constituent of ribosome; RNA binding
Source: RefSeq, a predicted model, not a curated record